Girardinichthys multiradiatus is the source of this 1883-nucleotide messenger RNA. RefSeq names its product protein phosphatase 1K, mitochondrial-like. The transcript has 9 exons. The record is from RefSeq and is a predicted model, not a curated record. Gene Ontology annotation, biological process: protein dephosphorylation. Gene Ontology annotation, molecular function: protein serine/threonine phosphatase activity; cation binding. Lineage: Eukaryota; Metazoa; Chordata; Actinopteri; Cyprinodontiformes; Goodeidae. Bases 161 to 1300 code for a protein of 379 amino acids.
AGUUUAAGCCAUUCCCCGUUCAGCUGAAUGCGACCUCCAGAGUCACAGCGCGAGCGCCACUGACUGUUCAGGGCCGCCACUGGGCACCUGUUGCCAAGGAAACUGAAAGAGGCGGAAAUUACCAGUUAAUGACGUAAAAAGCUGUUAAGGACAGUCAGUCAUGUCGUCUACUGUGCUGGUCAACCUUCUACGCUGUGGCCACUUCUCCAUGGCCAGACGAACCCUCCUCGCUGUACAGUCCUCUCUGGAAGCCUCCACACAGUCAGGGCAGGUUGGUGGACCGUUGUUGGGGUUGGUGGGUGUACGACGGGCCAGCGGGUCGGUCAGGUUUGACAGUGACGGCAGUGGCCAGCCGGUGACAUGGGACUCAUUUGGUAUUUGGGACAACCGGAUAGAAGAACCCAUAUUACUGCCUUCUAGUAUCCGUUACGGAAAACCCAUUCCACAGAUCAGUCUGUCCCGGGUUGGCAGUGCAUCUGUUUUGGGUCUUCGGAAGCAGAAUGAGGACCGACUCCGUAUCGCCCGUAUCCAUGACAACCUGUUGUACUUUGCCGUGUUUGAUGGCCAUGGUGGGCCACAUGCUGCCGACUACUGCUGCACCUUCAUGGAGAAAUGUAUCAGAGACGCUUUGGAGGAGGAGGAUGAUCUUGAGAAAGUUUUAAACAAAGCUUUCUUAGAUGCUGAUAAAGCUCUACACACACAUCUGAGCUACUUCAACAACACCUCAUUACUAAGGUCAGGUACAACAGCAACAGUUGCUCUGCUACAAGGUGGCAUUGAGCUGGUGGUUGGCAGCGUCGGUGACAGUCGGGCGAUGCUGUGCAGGAAGGGACAUGCCAACAAGCUCACCAAAGACCAUACACCAGACCGCAAAGACGAGAGAAAACGGAUCCAGAGGUUUGGUGGUUUCCUGUCAUGGAACAGUGUUGGUCAGGCAAAUGUUAACGGGCGGCUCGCCAUGACGCGCAGCAUUGGGGACUUCCACCUGAAAUCCAGUGGUGUCAUUGCAGAGCCGGAAACACAUCGACUCUCUGUCCAACAUGCCAACGACUCCUUCCUGGCUUUGACCACAGAUGGCAUCAACUUCUUAUUGAGUGACCAGGAGAUCUGUGAUGUCAUCAACCAGUGCCAAGACCCCACCGAAGCAGCAGAGGUCAUCUCUCAGCAGGCCCUGCAGUAUGGCUCAGAGGACAAUGCAACCAUCGUCAUCAUCCCGUUUGGAGCCUGGGGGAAACAUAAAAGUUCCACCACCAACUACAGCAUGAGCAGGAACUUCGCUUCAAGUGGCAGAUGGUCGUAGACAAAAACAUACAUGAAACAUGACAGAGCUGAGACUAUUAUCCUAAUUUGACUUUAAGUAACCCAGAGUACCUUAAAUUAUGUAUAACACCGCUCAUGAAUGCAUCCAAACUAACUGGUGCCCACCAGCGGUCAUCAUGCUUGUUCCCAGCUAAGUAGUCAACCCUGUAAAUAGAGUGUAAAAUAAUAAAAGUUGUACAUAUAGAGAGAUUUACUGCCGUGUUUGUCCCGUACAUCAGCUUUCUCUUAUCAUAUAAUUUGCAUUUAGAGAAAACAUUUUAGUAUAUUUAAUGCAUUUCCUUCUAAGUGACAGCAGGCAUGCUGUCACUGUCAUUCUGUUCAUUUUAAAUGAAACCUCCAGAAUAGCAGAAAUGUGUAAAAUUAUAAAGAGGAAAGGAAAUGUUUCAGCCUCUCACAAAUAAAGAAAUAGUAAUGAAAGCAGAUUGUUUUUGUCGCCAACAAACCUUUUGUUGAAAUGAUGAAAUACAAUUAGAUGUUUGACUCGAUGUAUUGAUGUCCACCUUCAGACUUUGACUCCUAACCUUUGACGCUGUAAAAUAAUAAAGUUUAACAAGUUAAACAGA